GUCGACGUGUUGCCGACGAAAACAAAGAGGAAGAAGAAAAGGUCUGUUUGUCCAAAUUGAAAGGAACCAACCAAUAAAUCUCGUUUACUUCUCCACUAGGAAGCUUCCAUCAAUGGCGGACUUCAAUUACGCCUUCAUCUCUCUGGUUCUUCUUCUUCCUCUUGCACUACUCAUUUUCCUAUACCUAAUUGUUCGUCCUCGCUCCGUUAACAUUCCUUUGAAGAAUCGCCAUGUCUUCAUUACCGGCGGAUCGAGCGGAAUCGGGCUUGCGUUGGCCCACCAGGCCGCAUCGGAGGGCGCGCGAGUCUCCAUUCUUGCGCGAUCUCUCAAGAAGCUCGAGGAAGCGAAGGACGCAAUCAGACUCUCCACUGGUAUUGAUGUGGCGGUCUUCGCUGCCGAUGUUCGAGAUUACGAUGCUAUUUCCAAGGCUGUAGAUGAAGCAGGGCCGAUUGACGUUCUUGUUGUGAAUCAAGGCGUGUUCGUACCUCAGGAGCUGGCAGAGCAAGAUAUGGAUGAGGUGAAAUUCAUGUUAGAUGUUAAUUUGUUGGGCGCAUUUCACAUGAUUAAGGCUGCCCUGCCUACGAUGAAGAAUAGAGUAGACCGUCGACCCGCCUCGAUCGCUCUCAUGUCUUCUCAGGCCGGUCAGGUGGGUGUUUAUGGCUACACGGCGUAUUCAGCUAGUAAGUUUGGGCUUCGUGGUUUGGCAGAAGCCUUGCAACAGGAGGUUAUAGGAGAUAACAUACAUAUUUCUCUUAUAUUCCCUCCAGACACUGACACUCCUGGAUUAGUAGAAGAGGAAAAGAGAAGGCCUGAAUUGACCAAUAUCAUUGCCGCUGGAGGAGGCAGGAUGAAAGCUGAGUUAGUCGCCAAAAAAGCUUUGAAUGGCAUUAAAUCUGGUAGCUUUAUAAUUCCCUGCAACUUUGAAGGAGCAUUAUUGUCCGUAGCAACUGCUGGCUUAUCUCCUCAGAGAUCUUUCUUGAUGGCAUUCCUUGAAGUUGUUACUGCUGGGAUAAUAAGGAUUGUGGGCUUGUGUUUUCAAUGGGUUUGGUAUGAUAGUAUUCAAAAAUGGCAUGCACAGAAAAAAAGAACCUAGAAGAUACGGCUGGUUUUUUCUCGACAAUUUCUUUCAUUCAUGGUUAUUAGCUCCAAGUUCUCUCCUCUGAAUUCUUAAACAACUGGAAGUAAAGGCUCGAGCCCGCUCUGAUAAGUCGAACACUAGUUCAAUAUUUGGUAGGCAAAAGGUCAGGGAUGACUGAUUCAGUAGCAGUUCUCUCUCUUCCCUCAGUUUGACAGUAAGGCUUUCACGGUUGUUUACUCUUUUUCUCUCAUGUUUUUUUAAGGUAGAUCAGCAGCUGUAGGAACUGGAUUUUCAUCCCAACUUGUUAGGGUAUCUUUUCUUACUGUAUGCCAUAGGGGGGAGUUGAAUUUGAUCAUGUGAAGGAAGUUUGGACCUUUAUGAGCUUUUAUCUUACUACAAACGGCAGAAUAAGAGAUUUUUCUUCGCAAA
Molecule: messenger RNA, 1507 nt
Organism: Cucurbita pepo subsp. pepo (vegetable marrow)
Lineage: Eukaryota; Viridiplantae; Streptophyta; Magnoliopsida; Cucurbitales; Cucurbitaceae
Gene: TSC10A
Product: NAD(P)-binding Rossmann-fold superfamily protein
Biological process (GO): sphingolipid biosynthetic process
Cellular component (GO): endoplasmic reticulum membrane
Molecular function (GO): 3-dehydrosphinganine reductase activity
Source: RefSeq, a predicted model, not a curated record